UUUAAUGAAUUUAAUUAAACUUUUCUCAAUAGUUUAAAUUAAAUUUUGAAAUUAGUUUUAUUUACAUAGUUUUAUCUGUCUAUUUAAAUCAGAUUUAAUGGAAAUAGUUUUAAUUAUUAAUAAAUAGAUCUGGUGAUAAUAAACAAUAUUUUCAAUGUUUACACACCGGAAUUAUUUUCAAAGUUUUCAAAGUUUUCAAAGAAAAAGAAGAAUUCUUCCCCGAAGAAAAAAUCGUUAAUAAUUGUAACUUUUUCUCGGUACUAUUUAAGUUUUUUGUUCAAGGUCCAGUGUUUGAUCUAUAUCCUACGCCUUGGAUACCAAAGAAGUAUUUCAUAGCCUAUCUUUUAAGUCUGUCAAAUCAUUUUCAAAAUUUACCCUUUUCUAUUACUUUUACAAAAAUAAAUAAUGCUAAAUUUCUACCGAGUGUAAAUAACGAUUUUUUUUGCAAUAUUUUAAGAACAAGUAAUUGUAUUUUUCAAUGCAAGUAAAUGUACAAUUUUCUACUAUUGAUAAAAUGGAUAAAAUGCAAUAAAAUGUCAAAAAGUCUAUUUACUGUUCAGUCAUUUUUAUAAGAAAAAAAACUUUACAAUGUAUUCGAGUAUAGUCAAAGAAACAGAAACAGGAAUUCCUCAAUUAUCAAAUAUACAAAAGACUUUAAACAAAAACUUACCUGAAAGACUUCAAUCUUCUCAAGAUGAAAAAUAUCCGGAAAUAUCGAUGAAAACGUUUCUUGAUUUUAUGAGAACAGCCUAUCAAGUAAAUAAUUGUUUUGAUUUAAAUUCACUGCUUAGUGAAAAAAGUGAAAUCGAUUGGAAUGCUCUAGUGAAAACUGAUUUGGACGUAAUAACCGAAGAAACAUCACCUGAGGAACAAAUUACAAAAAAUGAUUCCCCAGAAUGUGAAAAUUCACAAAUUUCAAAAGAAGAAAUCGAAUCGAAAACUUCUCCAAAAUGUGAAAAUCAAAAUGAAGCUUCUUGUGAUAUACAAACAAAUUCGAUUGCGAAUAAAACAACAAGUGAAGCAAAAGAACUGCAGCAGGAAAUCGAAGAGAAAAAAUUACGAAACGAUGGAAUGAAACUAAGAAAAAAAUCCUGCGAAACUGUUGAAUUUAAAGAAACAUUUUUAUCGAAAUCGAUGAAAAAAAAAUUAAGCGAAGUUCUUCACGAAGGUUUUUUGGACUCUGUGCUGCCUUACAUGGUGCCAAAAUCUGCCUCUCAACCAGCUAUUAAAAAAUCCUCUGCAACAAAUCACAAUACAAAGAAAACUCUCUCCGCCAAUAAUUUGGAAUCAAAAGCAUCGACUUCAAUUUUUAAGGACAAAGACAAGAGUCUUCUAGACAAAAAGAUUAGCGAUACCGAGAUCGAAAUUCACGUGUGUGAUGAGGCAAAAAACGUGAAGAGAGAUUUCCGUUGUCCGCAAAAAUUAUUAAUUCAAAAAAUGUGCUAUUUCGCUGACGUGACUGCCGGGCAAAAAUUAGAAGAAAUGGACAUAUCGGUCCACUGUGAUAUUGUAAUUUUCGAUUGGCUAAUGAGAUGGGUAAAAAAGGAUUUAAUCAAAAAAUCCGAAUGGCCAAUUCUCGAGCCGAAUAACGUCAUUCCCAUAAUGGUAUCGGCUUCUUUUCUCCAAAUGGAUCCAUUGACGGAAACUUGUCUUAAUUACAGUUUUCACAAUAUGUCCGAAGUAUUAAAGACUUCGACAGUCAUGACUUGUUUAAAUGACAAUCUUCUCACUAGAUUAGCCAAUUUAUUCAGCAACUCGGAUCUCGAGAUGAUAAAAGACAAGAAAGAUAAGAUACAAAGUCGUUUAUUUUGCAAAUUGAUUAUAUCCUUGGGAGAAGUCACACCCGAUAAUAAGCGAGGACACUUUAGUUCAUUGGCCACAUUAUUCAAAUGUGGAAAAUGUGGCAAAAACAUAGUGAGAUCAAUUUCCGAUUUUGUUCCCUGUAUUCCAAGUGCAAUGCUACUUGACAGUAGAGGAAAUCUACAUAGCAAACACACCAGGGAUCCCUCUUGGAAUUUAAAUGAUUACAUUACAUUGCUUCGAAAUGAAUUGAAAUCAUGGAGAAAAGUCUAUUGGCGAUUGUGGGGCGAUUGUCAUUUUAUAUCGUGUCAACAAUGUGAAAAUUAUUUUCCAAUUAAUCAAAUGGAUUGGUGCUCCUAUCAUCCGGAAGUGCCACAAUUUUUUGUACUUGAACAACAAAGAGCUUCGCCAUUUCCACUUGGUAGAUAUCCGUGUUGCAGUCAAAGGGCCUAUAGAUUUGAAGCGUUACCCAACAAAGAGGGCUGCAAAUUUCGGGAGCAUAUACCGCACUUGAAAUCGGAGCAAGAUGAAGGCACUUUGAACGUUUUUGCAAAUCAUCGGGACAUAAUAGUUAUAGAGCCACCGCAAUUAUUUUUUCCUGAAAAAAUCACAAGACUCGCAGCGCGAGAUUCUUCGAUUCCAGCGGGAAAAUUGUCGUGUAAAGAAAUCAUGUGGUGGGAAGGAAUCGAACUGGUGCCUCCUCGACAGAAACUAGGAUUACUUGGAAAAAUUUGGAGCGGUUCGGGAUUUCGCAAACCUUGCGCGCCACUCGAGAAGACAAUGAGUAGUAAAGCGCGACAAUUGUCACAAACAACAGACGCUUCGUCACCAAUUUCAUCCGAAACAGAAAGUGAUGACGACAAUUUAACAAGUGGUUGCAAGUACAGCAGUUUCGAUGACGACACACUAAGCAGCGAGGAAUCGAAUGUUUUACCAUCGCUCAAAUCGAGCCGACACAAAAUAAAACCCCGUCCUGGCAAAAGAAGCGAUGGUGGUGGGUCUUGGAGUGCAAAUUUACUAACUAGAUACAAUCAAGACAAUCAGAGGGAUUUCGAAGAGAAAGCCGCAGCACAAAUGAUAACAAUGCUAACAAAGAGAAUAUUAUUUCAAAAUGGUUUAAUGGCAAAAACGUAUCAGCAUGGAAAAUUGCAUGGAUACUAUUGGAAUAUUUACGCGCCCAUAGGCGGGACCUACGUGAAAUUGGAAGCAGACUUCCUCGAGCAAAUACAAGCGUCAAAAUCGAAAAAUUCAUCGCAAGUCAAGGGCACAAGAAACAAAUCCGCGAAAACAAACUAGUUACCAAUUUCCUUUGUUAAAUUUUACAUAAAUAAUACGUUAGAUUGUUAAAAAAGUAUUUAAAGAAACUGUUGCACAAUUUUGUUAAAUAUUUGAACAUUUUCGUUAAUAAAAUUAUUCAAUAUUGAA
Leptopilina heterotoma is the source of this 3225-nucleotide messenger RNA. RefSeq lists its product as uncharacterized. The transcript is spliced from 10 exons. The record is from RefSeq and is a predicted model, not a curated record. Bases 589 to 3096 code for a protein of 835 amino acids. NCBI's taxonomy places the organism in Eukaryota, Metazoa, Arthropoda, Insecta, Hymenoptera, Figitidae.